Meyerozyma guilliermondii ATCC 6260 is the source of this 2505-nucleotide messenger RNA. RefSeq names its product phosphatidate phosphatase (gene SMP2). NCBI's taxonomy places the organism in Eukaryota, Fungi, Ascomycota, Pichiomycetes, Serinales, Debaryomycetaceae. The transcript has a single exon. The record is from RefSeq and is a predicted model, not a curated record. Gene Ontology annotation, biological process: fatty acid catabolic process; triglyceride biosynthetic process. The coding region runs from base 1 to 2505 and encodes 834 amino acids. Gene Ontology annotation, cellular component: nucleus. Gene Ontology annotation, molecular function: phosphatidate phosphatase activity.
AUGCAAUACGUGGGCAAAGUUGGAGGCUAUGUCUACAACCAAUGGAGCUCGCUCAACCCGGCAACUCUUCUGGGAGCCAUAGACAUCAUUGUGGUAGAAACUCCUGAUGGUUCUUUGCACUGCUCACCGUGGCAUGUUCGGUUCGGCAAGUUUCAAAUCAUCAAACCGCUGCAAAAAAAGAUUGAUUUGUAUGUCAAUGACAUGAAAACAGACCUCCCCAUGAAGUUGGGAGAGGGUGGAGAGGCAUUUUUUGUGUUUGAGAGCGAAAACAAUGACCUUAUUCUGUCCUCGGCAUUGACGUCGCCGGUGAUUUCCGCUGCAUCUUCACCGGAAGCUUCGCCUUCCAACUCGCCUCCAGGGCUGCCGCGCCCGACAACACGAGAAAGUUUUCUGCUUGACAACGAAAAAUUGGACCUCAAUGCCGGACCUCAGCUUCGUCCGGCUAGUCCUACUCGUGCAACAAGUCCAUCUCGUGCAACAAGCCCUUCACGUUCCAGCGUCAGUGCCGACAUCGAGUCCAAAAUAGAGCUCUCGCCUUCUCCCGCACAUACUCCCCGUGUGUCUCCGUCGCCAUCAAUGCAGCUGAAAAUUGCAUUUGAGCGUGCCAAGCGUCUCACCAAGCAACUUAAUAUUCCGUCCAAAGUGGAUGUAAACGGAGACAUGGUUCUAGAUAUGGACGGGUACAAGCCCAACGCACAGCGGAACAUCGACAACAGCGAUGAGCUCUUUCAAACCAUAUUUAUGCGUGAGAUCAACGAUCUUACCGGAAACACCUCUUCCACCACCUCGGACAAAAACCAACAUGAUCCUGAUGCCGAGGGAGAGUACCGGCUUCUUGACCAGAUAAUUGUCAAGGACAAGGACGGAAAUAUCCGCAUUGUCAACCACGGCGACACCGGCGACUUGGGCGAAGAUAUGCAUGAAGAGGACAUCUCUCUGGAAGGCUUGAUGUACCCGCAAGAACUCCCAUCCAGCAGCGUUGAACGCGGAGACGACAGAACAUACUUCAAGACGUUGCGGCUCACGUCCGAGCAACUCCAAGGUAUGAAACUCAACUACGGAGAAAACAAGCUCACCUUCAAGCUCAACCAGGGCAACUCCAUGAUCGAAUCUUCAUUAUUUUUGUGGAAGUCAACCACGCCUAUCGUUAUUUCCGAUAUAGAUGGCACCAUCACCAAGUCCGACGCUUUGGGCCAUGUUCUCAAUCUCUUCGGCCGUGACUGGACCCAUCCUGGUGUAGCCAACCUUUUUCUGGACAUCAACAAAAACGGUUAUAAUAUCAUGUACUUGACCGCUCGUUCUGUUGGACAGUCGGAUUCAACUCGCCAGUACUUGAGAGGAAUCGUCCAGGACGGCACAAAGCUACCACCGGGACCGGUCAUUUUGAGUCCUGAUAGAACUAUGGCAGCGUUACGAAGAGAAGUGAUUUUGAAAAAACCAGAGGUUUUCAAAAUGGCGUGCUUGAAUGAUAUCCGUGGUCUCUACUAUAACGUUGAAAGCGAGAAGGACGAUCGAACUCCAUUCUAUGCUGGCUUUGGUAACAGAAUAACAGAUGCCAUCAGUUACAGAUCUGUUCAUAUACCCUCUCACCGAGUAUUCACCAUCAACCCCAACGGUGAAGUUCAUAUGGAGUUGCUUGAAUUGGCAGGUUACAAGUCCCUGUAUCUUCAUAUUGGAGAGCUAGUGGAUCACUUUUUUCCACCUAUCAAGAGAGUAAGCACAACUACUGCUUACAAUGAUAACCAGUUCAACCAAUACAUUCAUAACAAGCAGGACGCCUCACCACCGGGCUCUCCUCGCAGUAUAGGAAGUUUUGAGGAGAUUGCCGAUAUCAAAACCGACGAAAAAUUCAAUGAUGUUAAUUACUGGCGAGACCCAUUAUACAGUUUGAGUGAUCUCAGCGACGAAGUCGAAGAUGAAGAUAUGGAGGAGGAACCUAUGGAUCAUACACCGUCGUCCCCAGGACUGGAAAUUGACGGAGAAAGCUCCAAAAAAUCUCGACCACUUUCGGGGACAUUUUCGUCACCAUUAAAGAGUUUCAUGAAAUUUGGAAACAGCAGUGAGAGAACCACAAAGAAAAAAGUUGCCGAGUAUGGAGCACAUGUGGACACUCCUAGUCGAUACAGUGAUAGAGAGUCUCAAAAAUUCCGUGAAAAGUGGGCUGAUGGUAACUCUGACGACGACGAAGAAGAUGACGAUGACUACGUGGAUGAUGAAGAUGAGGAUCUAGACGACGACUAUACUGAUGAUGAUUACGACGAAGAUGCCGAAGACGACUAUGAGGACGACUACGAUGAAACAGGAGAAAUCGAGCAACCUGAACUUGAAGAAAUUGACGAACUUGACUUUGAUGAUGGAAUUCCACCAGAAGAAAAGGAAAGAGCCCAAAAAGCCAAAGGUUACUCUCCUGAUGCACAAGAGUCUGAAAAGUUGUCGGAGAAUUUGCGCAAGGAAAUGGAGAAGUUGAAGGUUGUUGAAGAGAUUGCUGGAACUAAAAUUGCAUAG